GUGUUACGGGGGUUGGAGUUGUUAAAGGUACUCUUCAAUGCAGUCGCAGCUUCAUAACUUUCUGUUAAAGAGUCAGGGUGGAACUUCAACAAACCAAUCAACCGUUUAAUUUACUAUGGAUUCAGAAUAUUCCGACAGUUUGGACUCUUUCAACUUCACUGAAGAUUUAUACCCUGACAUCUUUGUGAAUAAUUUCACAGAGUUAAACUUACUUCCUGAGAUUCAACCCAUACAGAUAGUGUCUCUGGUCCUCUACGCCCUGGUGGUCCUACUUGGAGUACCUGGUAAUGCGCUGGUUUUGUGGGUGACUGGUUUCUGCAUGAACCGCUCGGUCACCUCUAUUUGGUUCCUGAAUCUGGCGCUGACUGAUCUUUUGUGCUGCCUGUCCCUCCCUCUGCUCAUGGUGCCCCUGGCACAUGAUGACCACUGGCACUUCGGCCCACUAGCCUGCACUCUAGUUAAAGGCCUUUUCUAUUUGGUGAUGUACUGUAGCAUUCUGCAGCUGGUUCUGAUCAGUGUGGAUCGCCUGUUGCUUGUUAAAAAAGCCGUAUGGUGCCAGAACAACAGGCGACCCAAGCAAGCUGCAUGGGCAUGUGUGGCUGUGUGGUGCUUGGCUCUGCUAGGCAGCAUCCCUCAGUUUGUCUACGCCCAGGAGAUUAAAAAAGGGGAACAUAAGAGGGAAUGUGUCCUAGCAUACUCCAAAGAAAGCUCUUGGCCCAUCGUAUCCUUUCGGUUUGUGAUGGGAUUCAUCCUCCCCUUCUUUGUCAUUGUCAUCUGUCACCUGGUUGUCUACAGCACCACCCGGAGGGGACCGUCACGUGGUCGGGCCAGAUCCAAACGAACCCUGAGAGUCAUUGUUGUUGUGGUGCUGAGCUUCUUCUUGUGCUGGCUCCCCUUGCACAUCAUGGACUUUAUCGAACUGGCAACCCCUCUGCAUUCUUUCCACAGUCCAAGAAUCUACCUGGCUCAGGUGCUGGCCGUCUGUCUGGCAUACUUCAACAGCUGCCUCAACCCUCUGAUCUACGUGUGCGUAGGGAAAAGUUUCAAAGACAGCAUGAACCGCUCAAUGCGUCACAUCCUCCACUUUGCUACCGAGGACCCAGCCUCAAGGGGGAGUAUAAACGACACCAAGAGCACCAGCAACGAAAGGGUGACGACCAAAAUCUGAUGGACUUGUGUUUACAACCAACGUACAAUCUUUAAUUCCUAAGGAGAAAAUAUGUGAAUGUUAAUUCUGUGCAAGUUUCUUGGCCAUGAACUUAAAUUCAGUUUGGAAUCAACUCUGAAAUUUAUGCUGUGUUAGUUUUUCAAAGAGACCAUGUAAAACAGAAUAGUUGACCUCUGCAAAGGCAGCUGUUGGGUUGGGUUCCGCCUUAGUGGGUAAUCAGGAUGUCUUGCACAACUUGUGAUGUUCCAACAGUUCCUUUUCAUGUAUUUAAAACUAAAAAAAACAAGGGCCCACUUCUUCUUUUAUAGAAACAUGAUUUUUAUUUAUUUAUUUUAUUUUUUUUUACUUUGUCUUGCUUUCACAUAUUACACUGCUAUCAAAGUAAUUUUUAAAAUAUUAUAUUCUCUCUUCAUGACAUAAAUUUCCCAGUAAAAUUUGUAGGGUGGGCAGUUUUAUUAUUUAAGUUGCUGUUCCUAAUACAAACCACAAGAGGGAGACAUUUUCUAAACGUCUGAAGAUAAAAAGGGUACAUUGCUUGUAUUAUAUUUUAUUUAAUAAAAUGUAGCCCUGAUAAAACU
This is a messenger RNA of Poecilia latipinna (sailfin molly), 1746 nucleotides long. It is a transcript of the gene c5ar1, whose product is annotated as complement C5a receptor 1. Gene Ontology annotation, cellular component: plasma membrane. The coding region runs from base 116 to 1168 and encodes 350 amino acids. Gene Ontology annotation, biological process: phospholipase C-activating G protein-coupled receptor signaling pathway; complement receptor mediated signaling pathway; positive regulation of cytosolic calcium ion concentration. The record is from RefSeq and is a predicted model, not a curated record. Gene Ontology annotation, molecular function: complement component C5a receptor activity; G protein-coupled receptor activity. The transcript has 2 exons. NCBI's taxonomy places the organism in Eukaryota, Metazoa, Chordata, Actinopteri, Cyprinodontiformes, Poeciliidae.